AUGUCUUUCUGGCCUUUUGGGCAGAAUGUCCACUCCAAUAUCAAUAAAAUAUUGGAUGAUUACUUCCAGGUACUGCACGGGCUGGAAAAAAAAGAGGAGGUUGGCCAAGAUGUACCCGGAACACGAUCCCCCCAUCAGCAUGAGGAUAAUUCAGAGCUCGAGUCAUUAGUUUCGUCGAGCUCUUCGCAGGAGCGAGUCUCUUUGACGCCUCAGUCAUUGAAUAGCAGUUUCAUAGAUAAUAUUUUGAAAGAAUCUGAGCUGCUCAAUGAACUCACAAGACAGAAUAACACACUUUUGGACUUUAUAUGCUUCGGUUAUUUCUACAACCAGGAUGGUGUAAAGGUACAGAAUAUAGAGUAUUUGAUUGACCAAUUGAUGGAGUGUAUUGAUAAGAUCAAUGAUGAACUGGAUGUGUCCGACUCCCAGCCGGAGGAGGAGCCACACAAUGACUCAAUAAUCCCCUCAUUUGUCGACGAUAAUACACACUCAUCAUAUCUUAACAAGGCCACUAUCAUUUCUGAGAUAUUUGCUCUUGACAUCUGGUUAAUUUCGGAAUCUUUGGUUAAAAAUACCUCUUAUCUAAACAAGAUAUGGUCAAUCAUACAUCAUCCUAACUUCUCUUCCGAAAAGUCACCUUUGAUUCCAAUCUUCCUCAAAAUCAACCAAAACCUACUUACUACCAGACAAGAUCAAUAUCUCAACUUUUUACGGUCACGGAAUACUUUAGUUGAUGACCUUUUGGAUCACAUAGAAAUAUCUGUUCUUAUGGACUUCUUUCUGAAAAUCAUUUCCACCGAUAAACAAGAAUCACCCUCUGGUAUAAUUGAAUUGGUCCAUGAGCAAAAUUUGAUCAACAAGUUGCUUCGGUAUUUGGAUAAUGAUAGAUAUGCACCAGAUAUCCAGGCCUGUGCUGGUGAUUUUAUUAAAGCACUUAUUGCCAUUUCUGCGAAUGCGCCUUUGGAUGACAUGUCCAUUGGCCCAAACUCUUUGACACGGCAACUGGCAUCUGAGGAGUGUGUCUCGUUUUUGCUUGACACAAUUGUCCUCAAGAGAGGAAAUGCACUGAUAACUGCUGUUUCAAUAGUUAUCGAGUUGAUACGGAAAAAUAAUUCAGACUACGAUCAAGUAAACCUUCUGACUACAACUAUAGAGUCAAAUCCACCGUCUAUGAGAGAUCCUAUUUAUUUGGGAAUAAUGCUUAAAAAAUUUGCAUCUAAUCUUAAUCUGCUCUAUCAAAUACUGAUCGACAUUGAAGAAGAUGAAUCAAUUCCAUUCAUGAUUAAUCAACUUGGUGAGAAGUUUAAACCAAUUGGAUUUGAACGAUUUAAAGUCGUUGAGUUAAUAGCAGAACUGUUGCAUUGUUCGAACAUGGGUUUGAUGAACUCUAAAAAGGCCGAACGCAUUGUGAAAGAGCGCUCCGAUGCAAGAAGUGCCGUGGCCAAACAAUUACAAGAUGCUUUGGCAGAUCUAGAUCUAAAUGAUUCAGAAAAGGAUGUUAAGCCUGAAGAGAAUCCUUCAAAUUUAAUUGACGAUGAACUUGACGAAUCUUUUGAAAUACCUUAUGUCAACCCUAAACAGAAUGCUAAACUUCGGAAUAAUCCGACAAUUGGAGAUUUGUUCAAGAUCAAGCUAUAUGAUAAUGGAGUCCUUCCCAAGAUCAUAGAGCUAUUUUUAGAUUAUCCUUGGAACAAUUUUUGGCAUAAUGUGAUAUUCGACAUAGUUCAGCAAAUUUUUAAUGGAAGGAUGGACUUUUCAUAUAAUUCCUUUCUCGUCUACUCUCUUUUCAAUUCUAGAGAUGCAGCGCGCUUUAUGAUAGAGAAUUCGGUACCAUAUCCAUCAAACUUUCAAAUUACGCGCGACUUGAUUUUGCAGGGUUAUAAGAAGUCCUAUGAUUUUUACGAAGUUCAUAGGACUACCCUGGGGUAUAUGGGUCAUCUUGUUUUGAUAGCAGAGGAGAUUGUGAAAUUUUCCAAAGUGUACAAAGUUGAACUGAUAUCUCCCGAUAUCCAGAAAGUUUUACAGGACGAAGAUUGGAUAUUUUACUCCGAGGAUGUUUUAAAUGAUACGAGGAUAAUGUAUUCUAAGAUUCUUGGUGGAAAUGACUAUCUCGAAGAGAGCAAUGACAAUGUAGGAAAUGAUUCCGAUAAUGCCAGCGAAGCUUCCGACAUCACUGGAACUUCACUAUCUGGUGGUAAUCUGAUCAACGUCAGUGAAUUAAACCCAGAUCAAAGUCCAAUACUACUGAACUUCGCAACACAGACAGACCUGCACAAAAAGUUGAGGGAUAAGUUGAUAAGGCAAUCUCGAGAAGAGGUUGAACGGAAAAACAAAGAAAAAGGUGUGAUAAUCCUAGGUAUGCCAUCUGAAGACACGAAUGAAAAUUUAUCUUCUGAAAGCAAUAUCAAUAUUGAUGAGGAAGAUGACAAAAUAUGA
This is a messenger RNA of Lachancea fermentati, 2433 nucleotides long. Lineage: Eukaryota; Fungi; Ascomycota; Saccharomycetes; Saccharomycetales; Saccharomycetaceae. The record is from the annotation of a GenBank genome assembly.